Molecule: messenger RNA, 972 nt
Organism: Colletotrichum orchidophilum
Lineage: Eukaryota; Fungi; Ascomycota; Sordariomycetes; Glomerellales; Glomerellaceae
Product: zeta toxin
Exons: 1
Coding region: 1-972 (323 amino acids)
Molecular function (GO): ATP binding; kinase activity
Source: RefSeq, a predicted model, not a curated record
AUGCCGCCGCCGCCGCCGCCUUCAGAUCUAUCCCGCUAUGUCCUCCCAGACGAAGAGGCCCGGGAGAUCUUCACCACCAAGAUCCUCCCCGCCGACCUCCCGCCGGCUCUCACCCCGCACCCCCGCCGAUCCCGGCCCCUCGCCGUGCUCAUAGUCGGCCAGACCGGCGCCGGCAAAACCCGCUUAGCGCCCGUCAUCCUCGACGAGAUGACCCGCAUCCACCCGCCCGCACACCUGAUCGCCGACGUCUACAAAGCUCACCACCCGUCCUACCGCACCCUCGUCGAGUCCGACAACCCGGCGCACGCCUCGCCCGCCACGGGGACCGACGCGCGCAAGUGGUUGGCCAUGGCCGUCGCAGAGGCUAUCGCCCGCAAGCUCGACGUGCUCCUCGAGAGCGCGUGCCGCCACCCGGACGACUUUCGCGAAUUGGCGCGCAUGUUUGGGGAGGCGGGGUACCGCGUCGAGGUCGUCGUCAUGGCUGUGCCCGCGGCGCUGAGCAGGUUGGGCAUACUGCACCGCUUUUACGAGAGGUUGCCGGAGGCCGGGAGUGUGGGCCUGCCUAUCCGGCUCACGCCGGUGAAGAUCCACGAUGAUUCGUACAGCGGGUUGAUGAGCGUGGCCGAAUGGAUCGACGGGGUGGAUUACGUUGACCGGAUCCUGGUCGUGCGGAGGGGAAACCUGGUUGCGUUCGCCGACGAAAAGACUGGGACGACGGCGAGCAGGUUGCAGGGCAAGGUUGCCGAGGCGGUGGAGAGGGAGCGGAGGCGGCCGCUGACGAAUGACGAGAGGGCCGUGGUGGUGAGGGACCUGGAGAAGCUGACGGCGCGGGAUGCACGGCUGGCGGAGCAGGUGAUGGGACUGCUCGAGCCUCUGUUGGGGGAACAAGACAAGACAUAUCCGGAGUUGCGCCCCUUGGCAUUUCCUCCUGGGGGCUUGCGGGAAGCUACGCUCACGUUGGGCGAGGUGUGA